Molecule: messenger RNA, 1308 nt
Organism: Zasmidium cellare ATCC 36951
Lineage: Eukaryota; Fungi; Ascomycota; Dothideomycetes; Mycosphaerellales; Mycosphaerellaceae
Product: glycoside hydrolase family 27 protein
Exons: 2
Coding region: 1-1308 (435 amino acids)
Biological process (GO): carbohydrate metabolic process
Molecular function (GO): hydrolase activity, hydrolyzing O-glycosyl compounds
Source: RefSeq, a predicted model, not a curated record
AUGAUUCCCUUCCAAAAAUUAUCACUGGUUCUCUACGCGCAAACCUCGCUCGCAUAUCACUUGCGUGAUGGGUUGGGCAAACUUCCAGCUCUCGGCUGGAGCUCUUGGAACGCGUUUGGCUGCUCUAUCGAUGCUCGCGUGCUGGCGACAACUGCUGACCUGCUGGUAUCCAAAGGCUUCAAGGCGGCUGGCUACGAGUACCUGAACAUCGACGACUGUUGGGGUGAUCUGGCCGGAAGGAAUAAUGUGACAGGUGAACUCCAGGCGGACUCCCAGAAGUUCCCAUCCGGAAUUCCAGGAGUGGCACAGUAUUCUCACUCGUUGGGUCUGAAACAAGGAAUCUACUCCAGCGCUGGCUUCCAGACUUGUCAGGGCUACCCUGCCUCUCUAGGACACGAGACGCUGGAUGCUGCCACUUUCGCAACGUGGGAGAUUGACUACUUGAAAUACGACAAUUGCAACGCGCCAUCUUCAUGGUACGACACGUGCUACAGUUGCGACCAGGACGACUAUUACAACCCUGACCUGGUGAACGGAACAUGUGUCGACCAGGAUGGUCUUUGCCCACCAAAUUAUGAUUAUGGAACAUGUAAGACUGCAGAACGCUAUCGACGAAUGGCAGAUGCAUUGCAUGCACAGAACAGAACUAUUUUCUAUAGUCUCUGUGACUGGGGUAUUAAUGAGCCCUGGAAAUGGGGCGCUUCAAUGGCCCAAUCGUGGCGGACGACGAACGACCUCACUGUCAACUUCACCCGCAUACUCAAUUUCGUCAAUCUAAAUACCUUCUGGCAGGAUUACAACGGCUUUUACGGACACAACGACAUGGAUAUUCUCGAGGUUUGCAACGGCUUGACACCUGCAGAGUCCCGCUCACACUUUGCCCUGUAUGCCAUCAUGAAAUCACCGUUGAUCAUUAGCACCGAUCUGGCGAGUCUGUCGGAUCAUGACACGGAACUUCUGCAAAACAAAUACCUCAUCGCUUUCAACCAAGACCCCACUUUCGCAGCACCUGCGGUGCCAUACAAGUGGGGACUCAACCCAGAUUGGACUUUCAACUCCACAUCCCCUGCUGAAUACUGGUCUGGUGAGAGUUGUGACGGCAGGCUCAUAGCCUUGUUCAACUCUGAAAAUACGACCAAGGCGAUGCAGCUGCGUUGGGGCGAAGUUCCGACCUUGCGUGACUUCCACAGCUACAAUGUCGUGGAUGUAUGGACCGGCAAGGAGGAGCCGUGUGUGAGAACUGGAGCUAAGCACUUCGUUGGAGGGCACGAUAUUGCGGUUUUUCUGGUGAAGUCGAGGUGCACGUAG